AUGGGACGAGGGCUUCGAGAGAGGAUGAAGAGAGCGAUCUUCAGCUCUCGCCCUCGCCUAUCGAGCCAUACUUCGCCCAGGCUGGCGGAACGUCUCGAGGAGGCAAAGCAGCACACCACUUCCUGUCCAUUACCGCAUAAACCUCAGCACCAGCAUCAGCAGAACCACCACCAGUAUCAACCCCAGAUGCACCAACCGGCCCCUCCAGCAACGAAGAAGUCGUUCCGCAUAAGCAUCAUCAAGACAUUGUCUCGACGGACAUCGAACCGGAAAAGCAGGAUAGAGGAACCCUGGCCGAAGAUCGAGCUAUACAAGCCUCACGAGAUCCCCCGUCCAAAGUACCGCGGGCCGGUCGACAAGAAGCAUCUAGCAGUGCUCGAGGCGUACUCGAUCGUAAAGGCAACGGAGAGCCACAGGCGACAGUCCAUUGACUCGUCCGUCUGUCCGCUGGCGACCGGUUUGCCAUCGAGACAAGACAGCGUCACAAGCAUCAGCGAAACGGUGAUAGUGAGACGUCCUGGCGAUGUCGAGGAUGAAGCUGGUAAAGGUGAAGUUGAGGUGGAGGUUGACCGCGAGCGAGAAGAUGUAAACAUCAGCAACGCCAACUGCGACUCCUUGCAAGACGAGGAGGACUCGAACACCACGUCGAUAGCGAGCUCUGACGAAGGUGCAAAUGUCAGCUCCUCUACUCUUCUUACAUCGAAUACCGAGGACGAGCAUCUACUGCAUCUUCAGCUGCAUCUGAACCAGCGGCAGCGUUCGUCAGUGACGAGACUGAAGCGGACGACGGCGUUUACAGCAGCAGACCUGCACCACGCAUUGAAUUACAUUUGA
Messenger RNA from Nannizzia gypsea CBS 118893, 834 nucleotides. RefSeq lists its product as hypothetical. The transcript has a single exon. Lineage: Eukaryota; Fungi; Ascomycota; Eurotiomycetes; Onygenales; Arthrodermataceae. The coding region runs from base 1 to 834 and encodes 277 amino acids. The record is from RefSeq and is a predicted model, not a curated record.